Salarias fasciatus (jewelled blenny) is the source of this 2772-nucleotide messenger RNA. RefSeq names its product POU class 3 homeobox 1 (gene pou3f1). The coding region runs from base 80 to 1207 and encodes 375 amino acids. The record is from RefSeq and is a predicted model, not a curated record. The transcript has a single exon. Gene Ontology annotation, cellular component: nucleus. Lineage: Eukaryota; Metazoa; Chordata; Actinopteri; Blenniiformes; Blenniidae. Gene Ontology annotation, molecular function: DNA-binding transcription factor activity, RNA polymerase II-specific; RNA polymerase II cis-regulatory region sequence-specific DNA binding. Gene Ontology annotation, biological process: regulation of transcription by RNA polymerase II; brain development.
CUCCCAGAGCAGGUUGUUGCGUUUUGGCUCUAAAGCCUGGAGACCUCCGAAGUGCUCGUCAGUUUUCGAAGUCGGAGCCAUGGCGACAACAGCUCAGUAUAUUCCGAGGAAUAACUCCUUACCGUCUAACCCGCUCAUGCAUCCGGACUCGGAUAGGAUGCAUCAGGGGACGACCUACAGAGAGGUGCAGAAAAUGAUGCACCACGAGUACUUGCAAGGGCUUGCGGCGACCAACACGGGACACCCGAUGAGCCUGACGCACCACCAGUGGCUGCCCACCUCCAACACCGACUGGUCCAGCGGCACUCACAUCGGACAGCAGGAGCACAAAGCCAGCGUGCAGGCGAGCAGGGAGGACCUGAGCAGCGGCUUCCACCACAGAUCUCACCUGGUGCACCAGCAGACGCAGAGUGGCCACCAUGGCUCGUGGGCGCCCGCCACGACGCACCACCUGUCCCCGCUGUCCCCGGCGUCCAACGGCCACCAGUCGCUGGUGUACUCGCAGCCCGGAUACACAAAUCUCAACGCGAUGCUGAGUCCCCAGCCCGGCUCCCUGCACCACGGCAUGCGGGACCCGCUCCACGACGACUCGGGCAGCCACGACAACCAGAUGGAGUCACCCCAGCAGGCGUUCAGCCACCACCAGGACCACUCGGACGAGGACGCGCCCAGCUCCGACGACCUGGAGCAGUUCGCCAAGCAGUUCAAGCAGCGGCGAAUCAAGCUGGGCUUUACGCAGGCGGACGUGGGCUUGGCCUUGGGCACCCUGUACGGAAACGUCUUUUCUCAGACCACUAUCUGCAGGUUUGAAGCGCUGCAGCUCAGCUUCAAGAACAUGUGCAAACUUAAGCCGCUCCUUAACAAGUGGCUGGAGGAGACAGACUCCAACACGGGCAGUCCCACCAAUUUGGACAAGAUUGCUGCGCAGGGCAGGAAACGAAAGAAGAGGACCUCCAUUGAAGUGGGGGUGAAAGGGGCGCUGGAAAAUCAUUUCUUAAAAUGCCCAAAGCCAUCUGCUCAUGAAAUCAGCACUUUAGCCGGCACUCUGCAGUUGGAAAAAGAGGUUGUCCGCGUUUGGUUUUGUAACAGAAGACAAAAAGAGAAAAGAAUGACACCAGUGGGGGUCCCUCACCCGAAUAUGGAGGACGUAUAUUCCCAAGCAGAGACCCCUCCUCUACACCGCACACUACAGAGUCCUGUGCAGUGACUGUUUUCAUGAACAAUCCGAGCAUUUCCGUGGGGGGAGAGGAAAAAAAAAGGGAAAAGGGACUAUGGAGUUUACAGUAUUUAAGUUUGGCUUUUGUUUUCCUGAGAGAAAAGAGACAUGGAAAAAGUUGAACAGAUCAGUUUUGCCUUUAGUUUUCCGGAGAUCGUCAUGUCCAACAAAUAGAUGGCGAGAGGGGGAAAAAUGUCGAGGGGGAAAAAAAUUAAGAAAAAUAAAAUAAAAAAAAAAAAUAUUUCGCUGUAGCUGAAUCUGUGCGCAUUUAAAGUGAAACAAAGAUCUUUUAUUUACCAAAAUUAUAUGGAGGAGACAUGCAUAUAAAGUGAAUUUGAUAUCCCAUGGCUGUUCCAAAUGGGGAGCAAUUCAAUGUGGCAACUGAGCCCAUCUCCUCCUGGUGUACCAUGAACUGCUGGCGCUCACCAGAAUGAGGUGGUUGCCUGAAAAUGAUCAACACUGGAGAUGAGUAGCCUACACUGAAUGAACAUUUUUUGCUUUUUCGGGCUUAAACUGAUUAACCAGAUUUCUGAAUAUUAGUGUAUACUUUCUUUGUUAUAUUAGUGUGAUGUUUUGGUUUGGAAAUACUUUAACUUCAGUGUCUCUCUCUUUCUGCGGAGUGUCUAUGAUUUCCUUUCAUUCUUUUUGCUAUAGGUACUGUAACUCAUCAGAGCAGCCUCUCAUUUUUUUUCUUUUUCUUCUUCUUCUGUGUACUCUGGGAGUUGAUGGUGGAGAAGUGAUGAGAAUUGUGGCACCCGAAAACACUCAUAAAUCACGUCAGAAAAAAAAAGUCCAGUGCAACAGGACUUCUAAGUUCUGUCUGCAUGCCUUAAAAAUAUUCACAGCUUUGCAGCAGACCUCGUCGAAAUUUUGCAAACAGGACCAGACGCUACACACACAUUCACUUGUUUUCUUUAAAGGGGGGUCAAUUAUUGUCAAAUUAUUGCUUUUUUUUUAUUUUUUUUUUUGCAUGAAGCACUUAAUCUUUUGUUAAUAUUAUUAUUUCGAUUUAUGUCUGUUAAUAAAUUGUGAGUGUCUCAUUAGGCUCGAACAGAAGCAGCCUAUAAAUCCCAUGUUUACAGGUUCCUGGUUAUCACCACAGAGCGCUGUCAGCUCUCACUGCUUGCUGCCUCUUAUCCUGUUGUAAUCCAAAACAUUUUCAAGAGAGAUUGGUCAAAUCCGAAAUGAAAAGUAAUAAUAACUCAGGUAACUUCAGUGCCCCAUAAUGGAAUAUCACGCCUGUACAUGAUUCUGUCCAUGUCUUUUAAUCUGGUUACAACCACCACCGAUUUCUUUGUUCCAUACAUCCAUUGUAUUAUAAUGAAAUCGCUGGAAUCGGAAAUAAGAAAAUAAUAAUAACUCCUUAAGGUUACUCGAUGAAGGCGUUCACUUUAGAUAUAUUUAUUUUUUUUCUUUCCCGACCUGUAAGGAAAUCCGAAAAAUCUCAUGCGUUGUGUGUCAUUUCUCAAUGUUGGACCAGUCCAGAAGUCUACAGCAGUGCUAUUCAAUACAGAAGAGGGAAACUUUUUUUUUUUUCAGAAAAAAAUGAUAAUUAA